Molecule: messenger RNA, 3508 nt
Organism: Rattus norvegicus (Norway rat)
Lineage: Eukaryota; Metazoa; Chordata; Mammalia; Rodentia; Muridae
Source: RefSeq, a predicted model, not a curated record
AUGUCCACCCAGCCUGCUGACAGUUCGGCAGCUGUUGAGCCUGAGCCUACAAUUUCCACCAGAGCUGCUGAUUUUCUGGCUACUGUUCUGCCAGAGCUAACUAGGUCAAACCACCCUGCUGACUGUCUGGACUCUGUUCAGCCUGAGUCAUCUAUGUCCACACACCCUGCUGAUAAUAUGGCUACUGAUGAGCUUGAGCCUACAAAUUCGACCAACGCUGCUAACUGUCUGGCUGCUCUUGAGCCUGAGUCGACUAAAUCCUCCAAUGCUGCUGACUGUCUGGCCUAUGUUGAGCCAGAGCCAGGUAUGUCCACCCACCGUGCCGACAGUCUGGCUGCUCUUGAGCAUGAGCUGUCUCAUGCCAACAAAGAUGCUGACUGCCUGCCUUCUCUCAAGACUGAGCUGAUUAAUUCCAUCAAUGCUACUGAUUGUCUGGCUUCUUUUGGGACUGAGACAACCAUGUCCACCCAGCCUACUGACAGUGUGGCAGCUGUUGAGCCUGAACAUAAUAGUUCCACCAAUGCUGCUGAUGGUCUGGGCUCUGUUGAACAAGAGCCAGCUAAUCCCACCCACCGUUCCAACAGUCUGGCUGCUCUUGAGCAUGAGCUGACUAAUUCCAACAACACUGCUGACUGUCUGGCUUCUCAGAAGGCUGAGUCAAUUGAUUCUACCAAUGCUACUGAUUGUUUGGCUUCUGUUGGGACUGAGACAACUAUGUCCACCCACCCUGCUGACAAUAUGGCUAUGGAUGAGCUUGAGCCUACACAUUCCACCAAUGCUGCUUACUUUCUGGCCGCUCUUGAGCCCCAGUCGACUAAUUCCUCCAAUACUGCUGAUAUUCUGGCUUCUGUUGGGUCUGAGACAACCAUGUCUACCCACCUUGCUGAUAUUCCUAUUGCUCAUGAGCAUGACUAUAAUGAUUCUACCAAUGCUGCUGACAGUCUGGACUCCGUUGAGCCAGAGCCAGCUAUGUCCACCCACCAUGCCGACAGUCUGGCUGCUCUUGAGCAUGAGCUGUCUCAUGCCAACAAAGCUGCUGACUGUCUGGCUUCUCUCAAGGCUGAGCCAACCAUGUCCACCCAGCCUGCUGACAGUUCGGCAGCUGUUGAGCCUGAGCCUACAAUUUCCACCAGAGCUGCUGAUUUUCUGGCUACUGUUCUGCCAGAGCUAACUAGGUCAAACCACCCUGCUGACUGUCUGGACUCUGUUCAGCCUGAGUCAUCUAUGUCCACACACCCUGCUGAUAAUAUGGCUACUGAUGAGCUUGAGCCUACAAAUUCGACCAACGCUGCUUACUGUCUGGCUGCUCUUGAGCCUAAGUCGACUAAAUCCUCCAAUUCUGCUGACUGUCUGGCCUAUGUUGAGCCAGAGCCAGGUAUGUCCACCCACCGUGCCGACAGUCUGGCUGCUCUUGAGCAUGAGCUGUCUCAUGUCAACAAAGAUGCUGACUGUCUGGCUUCUCUCAAGGCUGAGCUGAUUAAUUCCAUCAAUGCUACUGAUUGUCUGGCUUCUGUUGGGACUGAGACAACCAUGUCCACCCAGCCUACUGACAGUUUGGCAGCUGUUGAGCCUGAACAUAAUUCCACCAAUGCUGCUGACGGUCUGGACUCUGUUGAACAAGAGCCAGCUAAGCCCACCCACCGUGCCGACAGUCUGGCUGCUCUUGAGCAUGAGCUGACUAAUUCCAACAACACUGCUGACUGUCUGGCUUCUCAGAAGGCUGAGUCAAUUGAUUCUACCAAUGCUUCUGAUUGUUUGGCUUCUGUUGGGACUGAGACAACUAUGUCCACCCACCCUGCUGACAAUAUGGCUACUGAUGAGCUUGAGCCUACACAUUCCACCAAUGCUGCUUACUGUCUGGCUGCUCUUGAGCCUGAGUCGACUAAAUCCUCCAGUGCUGCUGACUGCCUGGCCUAUGUUGAGCCAGAGCCAGCUAUGUCCACCCACCGUGCCGACAGUCUGGCUGCUCUUGAGCAUGAGCUGUCUCAUGCCAACAAAGAUGCUGGCUGUCUGGCUUCUCUCCAGGCUGAGCUGAUUAAUUCCACCAAUGCUACUGAUUGUCUGGCUUCUGUUGGGACUGAGACAACCAUGUCCACCCAGCCUGCUGACAGUUUGGCAGCUGUUGAGCCUGAACAUAAUAAUUCUACCAAUGCUGCUGACGGUCUGGACUCUAUUGAACAAGAGCCAGCUAUGCCCACCCCCCGUUCCGACAGUCUGGCUGCUCUUGAGCAUGAGCUGUCUCAUGCCAAUAAAGCUGCUGACUGUCUGGCUUCUCUCAAGGCUGAGCCAACCAUGUCCACCCAGCCUGCUGACACUUUGGCAUCUGUUGAGCCUGAGCCUACUUUUUCCACCAAAGCUGCUGAUUGUCUGGCUACUGUUCAGCCUGAGCUAACUAGGUCAAACCACCCUGCUGACUGUCUGGAUUCUGUUCAGCCUGAGUCAUCUAUGUCCCCACACCCUGCUGACAGUUUGGUAGCUAUUGAGCCUGAACUGACUAAUUCCACCAAAGCUGCUGACUGUCUGGACUCUGCUGAGCCAGAGCCAACUAUGGCCACCCACCAUGCUGACAUUCUGACUGCUGUUGAGCCUGAACAUACUAAUUGCUCCAGUACUGCUGACUGUCUGCCUGCUGUUCAGCCUGAGUCCAGUAUGUCCACCCACCCUGCUGACAGUAUGGCUGCUAUUGAUGCUGAGCCUACAGAUCCUGCCAUUGUUGCUGACUGUCUGGCUGCUCUUGAACCUCGGCUGUCUGUUACAUGUGCUGCUGACAGUAGUGUGUUAGUUGAGAGUCAUGACUCAGGACCAGCUAGUCACAUUGGAUUGGAUUAUGUAGUUGAUUUACCUCUUUACAAGGAGAGUACAAGUGAAGAAGAAAUAUUUGAUUCUGCUACUUCAGAUGAGGAAUCUUCUUUUACUCCUGACGUAGAAGAAGGUCUGCCUGCUACUCAGGGUGCUGAGGAUAUUUUUCAUGCUUCCGCACGAGCUGAACCAAUAAACCACAGCUUGAUCCUUCUCAGGGAGAGUGGAUAUCUUCGGGCAACAGAGAUACCACGCAUACCUUUUUUGCUCUUCAUAUGGCUUAUAUCCUCACUCUUAUCCAUCAUAACAUGGAUGAAAAUCCAAAUUCAACAAGCAUGGCAUGAAGAAAAUGGCCAAGGAGCUCCCACUAAGAAGAGAGUCGGACCAGGUAAGUUAAACUAAAAUAGUAGCUUAAAAUAGAUUAAGAUUGUUUUACUAGAAACCUAGGUCUCUUUUGUUAAUAAAUUUCAUACUUCUAUAGGGCUAUUUACACAUAACCUAGAACCUGAAAACUUUAUUUUUUCUCAAUUUAUAGAAAAUAAUUUUCAUAAUGUAACAAAUCCAGUUUAGAGAAAUACAACUGACCAGGUAAUAUUUUUUCCUACUUGGAUGUUUCCUAUUCUAGAAUGAGGAGAUUAUUGUCACUUCCAGUGAAAACAUGUGUUUCCUGAAUGACUAAGCCGGGAAAACUUCCUGUUAAAUGUUAUUG